Molecule: messenger RNA, 474 nt
Organism: Penaeus vannamei (Pacific white shrimp)
Lineage: Eukaryota; Metazoa; Arthropoda; Malacostraca; Decapoda; Penaeidae
Source: RefSeq, a predicted model, not a curated record
GAGGGCCGUGCCCCUCGCCGCCACGGCCCUGGUGCCCGUGUUCGCCUUCCCUCUGCUCGGGGUCCUGUCCACGUCCUCCGUCUGCCUCGUCUACAUGAAGGACACGAACGUCAUGUUCAUGGGCGGCCUCAUCAUGGCGGUGGCCGUGGAGCACUGCAACCUACACAAGCGCAUCGCCCUCUUUGUCAUGCUGCACGUGGGUCAGAGUCCCCGGUUACUGAUGGCGGGUUUUAUGAUCACGACGACUUUUCUGUCCAUGUGGAUCUCCAACACCGCCGCAGCCGCGAUGAUUGUUCCAAUUGUUGACGCCGUUGUGCAGGAACUCGGCAAGGGGCAGGAGGUGGACGUGAAGAGGACGCGCGUGGUCGCCGUGCCGCUGGCGGAGGACGCGGCGGUGGCGCCGCGGCACCAGAGUCGCCUGGCGCUCUACGAGUCGAACCCUUCCAUCGCGGAAAGCGUCUCCACGUAAGUAGG